This is a messenger RNA of Crotalus tigris (Tiger rattlesnake), 1064 nucleotides long. RefSeq names its product transcription elongation factor A N-terminal and central domain containing 2 (gene TCEANC2). NCBI's taxonomy places the organism in Eukaryota, Metazoa, Chordata, Lepidosauria, Squamata, Viperidae. Bases 139 to 768 code for a protein of 209 amino acids. The transcript is spliced from 5 exons. The record is from RefSeq and is a predicted model, not a curated record. Gene Ontology annotation, cellular component: nucleus. Gene Ontology annotation, biological process: DNA-templated transcription.
CGAUCAGUCUGGGAGGGCAGGAAAGUAGGUUGAAGUUGAAGCGUUGUUGGGAAAUGUAGUUCCAGGAGGGCGAGAAGCGGAAGGAGAUGCAAUUCCGGCAAUUAACAGGCAUCCUGGACAAAUAGUGUUUUUUCUCAGAUGAUGGAUAAAUUUGUUGUAAGAACACCCAGAACUAAAGGAGAACCAACAAAGAGCAAUCCUGGAAAAAAGAUUUAUAAACAAGCUACAAUAGAAUCUCUGAAGAGAGUUGUAGUUGUAGAAGAUCUAAAAAGAUGGAAAUCUGUACUAGAGCUUUCAAUUCAACCUAAGGAGAACCUAAUUGAGGCCUUGAUGGAGUUAAGGAAGAAAAUACCUUCCAAGGAAAUUUUACUUUCAACGAAAAUAGGUCAUACAGUGAAUAAGAUGCGGAAACACCCGGACCAGGAUGUGGCCACUCUUGCGAAAGAGGUUUACACUGAGUGGAGAAGCUUUAUUAAAAACCAGUCAAAUAGACCUUUAAUUGAAGUCAGGUGUAAUCCCAGAACAGAGAGCCUGAGGCAGAAUGCCCGGAAGCUACUAGCAGAAGCUCUAGAAGUUGAGAUUGGUCACCUGCUGGCAGAAAAUAUUGAGCAAGAAGCUUUUUAUCUCUCUUCCCAUCUUGUUAACAUGUCCUAUCGCAGGACCGUGCGAGCACUGGUGUUCUCUUUGAAGCACAAUCCUGAAACUCGCGCACAAGUGCAAAAUGGGGUUUUGCCAGUUAAGAUGCUUGUCCAAAGCUACAAAAAGUGAUAUAUAUGGAGAUUAUGGAGGUUGUAAAAUGACAUAAGUAUUCCAAAACAUGGGAUUUCUUUUUGGUGGACUAAGCAUGUUUUGGAUCAAUCAUAAUGUGGAAACAUGUAUAUUUAAGAAACUUUGUUGCUGGCCCAAUCAUCAUUUGAAGCAAAUGGUGGUGUGCAAGAUUGGGUAAGGGCAUUCUUCUAUCUUAUAACAAUCUAGAAAGAAAUCUAUUUUAGGCAGUAGAGUCUACAACUUUUGUAGAAUGCCAGAAACUUAUAAGAACUGAAAUAAAAUGUGCAAAAUGAAAA